Capronia coronata CBS 617.96 is the source of this 1338-nucleotide messenger RNA. RefSeq lists its product as uncharacterized. The coding region runs from base 1 to 1338 and encodes 445 amino acids. The transcript has 2 exons. The record is from RefSeq and is a predicted model, not a curated record. Lineage: Eukaryota; Fungi; Ascomycota; Eurotiomycetes; Chaetothyriales; Herpotrichiellaceae.
AUGGCACCUUCUUCAACGACCCCCAAUUUCUCAAGACCGCUGCCUUCUCCUAUGUCGAUCGGUGUCCUGGGAAGCCCGGUCAAAAUUUCAAAGAGACAACUUGCAUUGAGAGAACUGCCAAAUUCAGCCUCUCUGGCAGGCAUGCCACAUGCGGUGCAGGCAAAGGAGCCUUCUCCCAGCAAGAGAGUGUUUGACACAGCAACCAACACCCAUGUGCAAGACAAACCGGCAGACACCAACACACGGAAAGGCGCUAGUACUGAUGAGUCUUGUGUGGUGCAGCACAACAGAAGACUGUCGAAUUCCAGUUUGAAGAGUGCAUCUGCAUCCAGCGUGAGUGAUCGCAGCGUUGACCUGGGUGGUCUCGACAAGCCUAUCUCUAACUUCCGUCCUUACUUGUGGCGCCUCCUUGAACGCGAGCGUGACGUUCUUAACCUUGAUCUCUUCUGGCCGAUCAAAGUCAAUGAAGAAAGCGAUGAAGAUGAAGAGGACGACGAAAACGGCGACAGCAACGGCGACGGCGACCCCAAGGGCGUCUUCCCUUUCAAAGACCUCAAGCCUCUCACCGAAUUCCGUCAUCUACGCCACCUCCAACUCAACGGAAUGAUGAGAUCCUACCAACCUUUGAUCUGGGCCACUUGCUGGGUCAACAAAGAUCUCACCAGAGUCCAUCUCGAAAUGGCCCUGGAGCCCGUCAUCAACGAAGACAUCAUGCACAAGUACCGCAACAUCGAUCGAAACUGGAUCUACGACCGUUUAUCCAUCACGCCAGUCGACUGUGAAUACCUCGGAUCUCAUGGAGAUGGCACUUUGCACGAAGAGUUUGGAGAGGGCGAAUAUCUCGAUCAACAAGCCAUGAAGGCAGCACAGAUCAACAUGGUUCGCACACUUCCUCUGGAAAACUUGCGCUAUCUACCAAUCACUCACCUCACCCUGAUGAAUUUUGUCGUGGAUGGUGGCCCAUUCUUCCGCUGGUUUGAUCCCAAUAAGCUCAAAGAGAUCAACUUCCGCGGUGACUGCAUUGAUGCCGGCUUUUCGUUGCCUCACGAGAUGAAACUGAGCGUUCGCGUCACUUCCCCAAAGCCUCCACCUGCUGCCAGAUGGGUCAAGCCGGGUGAGGUUAAGCUCAUCGAUAUCAACCGCCCGAAGACAGCCAGCACCAGUGCAAGUGGCUGUGGAAGUGGUGGUUCUGUCGGAUUAAAGGGCAAGCUCAACCAAAUGAUGCCAAAAUGGGUGGCCAAGUCGAAGGAUAAAGACAGCAAGACGCAGGACAAGGUAGCAGACCAGGAGGUCCAACAACUCGAGCAGGAAGUGUCGCGCAUGGGCCUUCGAGAGUGA